AUGCGUGCAGAUAUUGGCCAUUACGCCAGAGAUGUCGUCAAUUCUAUCCCAUCCUUCCACGGCCAGAGUGCUGUUGGUGAUUUGCAACUAUUAUUCGGUAAUGAUAUCUUAACUAUAGCGCUGUCGAGCUUUGGAAUAGUCGGCUUCUCAGUCUGGUCGAUACGGAGACCGUGGCAACGUCCGAUCAAGAAGGUCGCGCUCCAAGGACGUGUAGUCUUUGCGAAAUCGGUAUUUCCGACUCUCAUGAGAGCUUCGGCGAUCUUCGCUACACUGGGUUCGCUCCACGGCGCCACCCGACGUUUCGCCAUCUGUGCCGCAGCUCUGCAAUUUUGCUGCUCGGUAUUCCUUUCACUGGCAGUGGUGACCAGCCACAUAUGGGAGAUUCGAGCUUCAUCUUUCGGACAACUAUUUACGACAGCGUGGGCACUCACGGACAUCGCUCGCAUUAUACUUCUCGCCGAGUUAGACGAAACGAAGGCAUGCAUGGGUACCUUAUCUUCUAUUCUAGGAGUCAAAGUCCUACUCCUGGUGGUUGAAGAGAUCACUAAACAAAAUAUCUUGAAUAUACCCUACAGCAAAUAUCCGCCCGAGGCACUCAGCGGCAUUAUCAACCGCGCGUUCGUUGUCUGGCUCAAUCCACUCAUGUGGCGGGGUAUUGCUGGAAAGCCACUGUCACUUCCUGAGCUCUCUCGAUGA
Messenger RNA from Penicillium roqueforti, 696 nucleotides. RefSeq lists its product as uncharacterized. NCBI's taxonomy places the organism in Eukaryota, Fungi, Ascomycota, Eurotiomycetes, Eurotiales, Aspergillaceae. The coding region runs from base 1 to 696 and encodes 231 amino acids. The transcript is spliced from 2 exons. The record is from RefSeq and is a predicted model, not a curated record.